This is a messenger RNA of Durusdinium trenchii, 1425 nucleotides long. NCBI's taxonomy places the organism in Eukaryota, Dinophyceae, Suessiales, Symbiodiniaceae. The record is from the annotation of a GenBank genome assembly.
AUGGCGGGCCCCGAAACGUCUUGGGGCCGGAGCCGUGACCUGGCGGAUCGGCGGGGCGUCGGGAUGGUCGCAGGCUCUAAUCGGCUUCGGCGACGAGUCGGGCGAAGCGUUUUCGCGGUGACCUUAACGGCCACGGCCACACUCUUGCCGAACCACGAAGCCUUUGAUGCAGUUGAGUCCCAGCCGGACGGCGCACGGUCCGUGUUUGCCACUGGUCCGUUGGGCGGGUGGCGCCUUUGUGCACGGGAGGGUGGGAGUUGCAACUGCGUGGGCACAGUGGCAUUGCAUAGCUGGCUGGCGGACUGGAGCAUGCUUCGACAUGUGAACGGUUCCAUCCCAUGCUCCGUGGCCUUCUUUGGACAUGAUCCACGGCCACACCUGCCCAAGCUGUGUAGCUGCUUAGCGUCGCUGUCCUGGCCAGAGAGCUUGGUGGAUGGUUUAAAUGAAACCAUCUCGAGGAGCCUUUUGCCCAGAGUAGAGGCUGGACCGGCUGAAGCCACCUGCAGCCCGGAGGACGACGGCAAAUGGACUCCCUGCUCAGUGUUGUCCAGCCGGCACGACGGUAGUGUGGUUCCUGAUAGGAUACUUCCGCGCUUGCCAGUGGAAGAGCAGCGGGAUAUGGCGCUACGAAAGCUGGACUUGUGCCACCGCUUGGCGCCGGAUCAGGCCUUGAGGAUCUUGGGCGUUUGGCCCAGCAACAUCCAGAUGGGCGUCGUUCCCAUCAAGGCCUCAUCGGCCCCUUUGUGCGCGGUGGUCUACAGCCCCUUACGGGGCGCCUUAUGGGAUGGCCGCGCCGCCAUCUUCUGUCCGACCGAGCCACCGAAAUGCUUGGAGGGCAGCUGUGAGUGCGCCGAUGCCUCUUUGAGUCGCAUCGACCUGCGCAAGCGCCGGAACGGCGACGGCAAGGAGCCGAAGUGGAGCGUCCACAGAGUUGGACCUGCUUGCCAUCGGGAGAGACUGCAGAAGAUGAAGUCUCCAGACAAAAUGCCCGAGACUCAGAAGUUUGCUGCGUAUUCCGCGGCCGGGCCUGCCACCCUGCCCGACCUGUCCAGCUUCCAGCCAUCCGGCGAAACCCCGGCGAAAGCCAUCUAUGCGGAUGCUCCCCAGGCGCCAGAGAAGUUGGACGCACUCUUGCGACAGGCCUUGGGCGAGGCCUUUGCCGAUGCUCCACGCACCGCACUGGCGCGAGCUGGCAUGCUCCACAAGCAUCCAGAGGUGAUUCGCAUGGCCGUGGCAUUGGCACACUCGGGCCUCGGAGUGGAGAUCCAGCAAUUGCGGGCAGAGCAUGUACCAGCUGCGCAGAUCGGACUUCGCAUCGAAGCGGAUGGCAAGCAGGUGCCCUUGGACUCUGGCGAGUUGAGGGACUUCCGACGGCCACCGCACUCCGUGGAGGAGCGAAUUUCGGCGCCACACGGAGCGCUUUGA